AUGAAUAAAUAUCUAGCUAUUAUUUUAAUAAGCAUAGCCGUUCUUAGCACUUAAGGAGUUUGGGCAUUCAAUUUAAGAGAUAGUAGACUUUCUGAUUUGGAUCAAUGCUUCAAUAACGUGAAGAAUACUUUCUAAGAUUUGGAAAAUAUAAUCAAGGAUAUCAAAGAAUUAGAUUUUAAGAAAGCAUUCUAAUAGCUUGGAGAUUUGGUGAAAGUUCUAGACAAAGCUAUUGAAAAAUGCGCUGAUGCCACAUGCUGGAUGACUGGCGAAAAGAGAUGCUAGAAUGAUAACUCUAGCCAAUGCGAAAAAUGGGGUCUUAUUUGGUAUCCUAAAUGUAAAUAAGGAUAUCAUCCUUUUGGCUGUUGCAUUUGUGCUUAAGAUUGUCCUUCUGGUUUUAGAGAUGAUGGUCUUUAUUGUGCAAAGCCUGAAGCAUAUGGCAGAGGUGUUGGUUACCCUUGGAAAUUUGGAGAUGGAUUCAAUCUUAACAAUGCCAAUUCUAGAUGCUUACAUGAUCAUCCAUCAGGUUGUGAACAAUCAGGAGCAAUAAUUUAUCCUAAAUGUGCUCAGAACUUCCACAGUGUUGGGUGCUGUGUUUGCUCCCCUAAUUGCCCAUCUGAAAUGACUGAUAUUGGUGUAUCUUGCUAAAAACUAUCGUAUGGAAGAGGAGUCGGAUAUGUAAAUGGAAGAUGCAUUGAAGAGAAUUGGAACAAUUAUACUCCAAUUGAGAAAUUUGGAAAAUGCAUAGAUCAAGCCAAAUAAAUUGCUUAAGACAUUUAAGAUUUAAUCUCCUCUUUAAAACCUUAAAAUGACGAUGAAAAAUGGAAAACUUUAAAGUUAGCCUAUCAGCUCUUAUAACACACUAAUCCUUUCUUGGUUCAUUGCAUUGAUCCAUUAGUUAAGGAAAUCGAAGAAAUUAACUCUUAAUGA
This is a messenger RNA of Tetrahymena thermophila SB210, 927 nucleotides long. Its product is annotated as transmembrane protein, putative. The record is from RefSeq and is a predicted model, not a curated record. Lineage: Eukaryota; Ciliophora; Oligohymenophorea; Hymenostomatida; Tetrahymenidae. The transcript has 5 exons.